UUUGGCUCCGAGAGGGAACCCUCGCAAUAACACUGCACCUACGACACAAUGGGUUCCCAACGUAAGAGGCUAACCCACCGGGAUUACAGGAUAGGCUGGAUAUGUGCAUUGCCGAAAGAGCUCACCGUCGCGAUAGCCAUGUUAGACAAGGAGCACGAAAGGCUGUCGCCAGCAUCCGACCGGGAUGAUAACACAUAUGUCUUCGGCGAAAUAGGCAACCAUAACGUUGUGAUUGCCUGCAUGCCUAUGGGAAUGACAGGGAACGCACCUGCUGCCCUUGUAGCGAAGGACCUCUUACAUAGCUUCCGUCACCUCCAGUUUUAUCUGAUGGUGGGCAUCGGUGGCGGUGCACCGCAGGAACAUAACGACAUCCGACUGGGAGACGUCGUCGUGAGUGCUCCAACGGGACAGCAUGGAGGUGUUGUCCAGUAUGAUUAUGGGAAAUCUGUGGCGGAUGGUGUAUUUCAUCGAACUGGAACACUCAAUCGGCCACCCAGCGCCCUCCUCUCGACGCUCAGUUAUUUGAGGUCCAGCUACGAACUGCUAGGGCGGCCAAACUUCCUAAGGCAUCUUUCAGCAGCCAGAGCUCGCUAUCCCCAUCGUGCUGCUACCUUUUCCUAUCCUAGUGAAUUAUCCGAUACCUUGUUCAAAGCCGAUUACGAUCAUGUGAGGCCUCUUCAACCUUGUAAAGCAGGAUGCGAUCAUAGACGGAUUGUGCGACGAGCUCCUCGACCAAACAACGAUCCCAGCGUAUUUUUUGGAAAUAUUGCAUCGGCGAACCAAGUGAUGCGCCACGGGCUGACUCGGGAUAGAAUCGCCCGGGAGCACAAUGUACUUUGUUUCGAGAUGGAGGCCGCUGGUUUGAUGGAUCAGUUUUCCUGUCUCGUCAUUCGUGGAAUUUCAGAUUACGCCGAUACACACAAGAACGAUGAAUGGCAGGAUUAUGCCAGUGCAGUCUCUGCUGCAUUUGCGAAAGAUCUUCUUCUGGUUACCCCUGCAAGAGCUCUGAGUGGUGAGCUAUCUCUUCAAUUGGACACAGACAGCCUACAUUCCGACACGCCUCCUGCAGAUGUGCAUGAUGAUGAGGACUUUGCUGAAGAGGAUCUUAGUGAAGAGGACGUUGAUGAAGAGGACGUCGAUAAAGAGGAUCUUAAUGAAGAGGGCGCCGAUGAAGAGGAUCUUAGUGAAGAGGACGUUGAUGAAGAGGAUCUUAAUGAAGAAGAUCUUAGUGAAGAGGACGUUGAUGAAGAGGAUCUUAAUGAAGAGGAUCUUAAUGAAGAGGACGUUGAUGAAGAGGAUCUUAAUGAAGAGGACGUCGAUGAAGAGGAGCUUGAAAGACAAAGCAACAAAGCCAGAAGCAAUUUCAGCCCUAAGCUUCUCCCCUUUUCAUCGACAGCGAAUACCACUCAAACUACAGCCAGUAGUCCCUCCCAAUCACAGGACUCUCCUCAUUCGUUUGUUGUUAGAAUGAAACUAGACAAGCCUCCCGCUGGGAGAUGGCUUGGCUUUGAUCGCAAUGAGGCAUUUCUGCGGAUGCUGACCGCUGAAAUUCCAGUUGAGCUUGACCCAGAUGUAAGGUUCCAGCUAUCAAGAAUAAUGGAGCAACCGCCUGUUCAUAAAGCUGGGGUAGUCUACAUAUGUGAUGUUCAAUAUGAGCUACGGAGAAACUCGGACACCAGGCUCAUUAUGAUUGGGGUUACAUCUGACAUCAACAAGCGCUUGAAGGCUCAUUUCCACAGAUGUGCUUACACUAGGCUUCGACUAAUCACUUCCUAUCCGCGGUCAAAGCUGGAAUCGGAUACACACAAACAAAUCCGAAAUCGUUAUCAAGUAGAGAGUCUAGUUCAUAGAACGCUGGGGGGAUUCAGGUAUGACAAGCAGUGUGGGUGUGGCAAGAAUCAUAAGGGGCUAUUUGAAAUUAGUGAGCAUGAAAUAGUAUAUAUUCUAGAUAUCGUCGAACAUUGGGUUUCCUGGAGUGAACGGAAACUUGGCCAUGCCUUGAUUCCUCAUGGCGCAUGAUAGUC
This is a messenger RNA of Aspergillus caelatus, 2024 nucleotides long. RefSeq names its product nucleoside phosphorylase domain-containing protein. The transcript is spliced from 2 exons. NCBI's taxonomy places the organism in Eukaryota, Fungi, Ascomycota, Eurotiomycetes, Eurotiales, Aspergillaceae. The record is from RefSeq and is a predicted model, not a curated record. Bases 49 to 2019 code for a protein of 656 amino acids. Gene Ontology annotation, biological process: nucleoside metabolic process. Gene Ontology annotation, molecular function: catalytic activity.